Molecule: messenger RNA, 1206 nt
Organism: Anoplopoma fimbria (sablefish)
Lineage: Eukaryota; Metazoa; Chordata; Actinopteri; Perciformes; Anoplopomatidae
Gene: nalf1b
Product: NALCN channel auxiliary factor 1
Exons: 3
Coding region: 1-1206 (401 amino acids)
Biological process (GO): calcium ion import across plasma membrane
Cellular component (GO): plasma membrane
Molecular function (GO): stretch-activated, monoatomic cation-selective, calcium channel activity
Source: RefSeq, a predicted model, not a curated record
AUGACCAGGGGUGCUUGGAUGCGUCGGCAGCAUGAUGAGGGCUUAAAAUACUGGUUUGCACCCCGAGAGAACGAGAAGCCAUUUACCGAGUCGGAGCGGGCCCAGAGAUGGCGACUGUCGCUGGCCUCUCUGCUGUUCAUCACCGUCCUGCUCUCUGAUCACUUGUGGUUCUGCGCCGAGGCGAAACUGACGCGAACCCGAGACAAGCGCUCGGACGAGGGGCUUGCUUUUACGGACAUGGGCGAGUACCCAAACUCCCUCCACCGACAGCAUAUCCCAACAUCACCCGACCCCAACAGUCUCGCCAGAAAGCAAGAUGUUAUUUUUCUAGGGAAUUCUACCAAACCUCUGUCGCGAAUGGACACCUGUCAUCCAGACAGCCUGUCCAAGGACUGCUUUACUUUCACGGACGCGGAGACCGUGUGCCUGGGCCUCUCCGGUGGAGGGGAGAACGGGACGCAGUUGGCGUACGUGAAUCUGAGCGAUUUGUACCUUUCUUUUUGUAAUUCCUACUCACUUUUGGAUUUGUUUUACGGGUUUACGAGUGUGGACGAUUUGAAUUGCACCCUGGAUAUGGCCAUGGGGGUGGACCUGCUGGGAUGCAGCAAGUGUGUCCGGGCUUAUCAGCUUCUGGACCAGCGGGCGGAGGACAACUACCGGGAGUUUGAACUGCUGGUUCAGAAAUACGAGACGGAUGCGUACUCGGUUAGGACGUGCAUGGAGGAAUGCAAGAUGGUUUAUAAGCCCUGGCUGUGUUCUCAGUACUUCCAGACCACCCAGAUGCACUGCAGUAAGCGAAUCCCCUGUGGUCAGUACUGCCUGGAGGUGCAGCAGCGGUGCCCCUUCGUCCUGCCCGACAAUGAUGAUCUCAUUCAUGGAGGCAGCCCCAGUUUUAUAUGCACAGGGCUGCUGGAGGACUAUCCAUCAGGUGUUGACCCAGGUGCAGAGUGCUGUGACGUGCGGUGGGACUUAAAAGUGGACAACCGUUCCCGGGGGACCCUGAAAAGAACUCACCCGCCGUGCCAGCACCGUACCUCCCUCAGCUCCUCGGCAGCCUGCAGACUGUGUAACAGCCGGCUCAAACUCUGCCUGCUGGUCCUCGUCCUCCUACACACUGUUGCCAGCCUCACUGCAUCCCACAAUGCAACAGGACUGGGCCUCCCCGCCAUCACGCCUCUGGAGGAGAGCCCUGCCAACGAGGAGUGA